GUUCUUGUAGCCAGGAACUGGCGGCGCUGCAGCCCUGAGAGCGUGACUCCGCAGUAGCGGCUCGGUUCGGUUCGCUGUUUGUUGUUUUUACCUCUUAAUCAGUGAACAGGUAGUUAAUAUGGGCGAUGAUGAAGAGAGGUAUGACGGGAUGCUGCUCGUUAUGGCGCAGCAGCACGAAGGAGGAGUUCAGGAGUUGGUUAACACCUUCUUCAGCUUCCUCAGACGAAAGACUGACUUUUUUACUGGAGGUGAACCCGGAGCUCCAGAGAAGCUGGUGAAGGAGGCGUUUGCCCAUCACAGUCAGCUGGCCCUCAAAGUCCAGAAGGAGAAGCAGUCCAGGCAGGAGAAGGAGAAGAAGGAGAAAGCGGAACGAGCCGCUAAGCUGAAGGCUGAAGAGGAGAGGAAGAGGAAGGAGGCGGAGAACGAGCCCAGGAUUAAAGAGCUCACAGACGAGGAGGCGGACAGGCUGCAGACGGAGAUAGACCAGAGGAAAGUCGAGGAGAAGAAAGUGGAGCAGGCUGCUGCUGCAGAAUCAUCUGAUAAGGCAGACAAGCAGUCUGACUCAGACGGAGAGGAGGAUGAGAAGGAUAAGGGGAAGAUGAAGCCAAACUCUGGAAAUGGAGCAGAUCUGACCGACUACAGAUGGACACAAACCCUGUCGGAAGUGGACCUCCUGGUGCCUUUUGAUGUGAAGUUCCGGCUGAAGGGGAAAGACGUGGUGGUGGACAUUCAGAGACGGUCUCUGAAGGUGGGCUUAAAGGGCCACCCGCCCGUGAUUGACGCCCCGCUGUAUAACGAGGUGAAGGUGGAGGAGAGCUCCUGGCUGAUUGAGGAUGGCAAAGUGGUGACGGUCCAUCUGGAGAAGAUUAAUAAAAUGGAGUGGUGGAACAAGUUGGUGACCACAGACCCUGAAAUCAACACCAAGAAGAUCUGCCCGGAGAACUCGAAGCUGUCUGAUCUGGAUGGUGAGACACGCAGCAUGGUGGAGAAGAUGAUGUACGACCAGAGGCAGAAGUCCAUGGGUCUGCCCACGUCUGAGGAGCAGAAGAAGCAGGACAUCCUGAAGAAGUUUAUGGAGCAGCACCCUGAGAUGGACUUCUCUAAAGCCAAGUUCAGCUGAGAGCUGCUGACGUCCUUCCUGUGGAGAAGCUCCAACACGUUGAGCGCUUAAACUAAAUCACAGCAUUUCCAUUAUUUCUGCUCUGUAACAGUAAAUGACUGUACACUGUCUCACGUUCCACAUGUUCCUCUGUUCUAUUUAAAACGUUUGCAAUUUUUUUAAAAUAAAGACGUUUAAAGGCAA
Molecule: messenger RNA, 1303 nt
Organism: Colossoma macropomum (tambaqui)
Lineage: Eukaryota; Metazoa; Chordata; Actinopteri; Characiformes; Serrasalmidae
Gene: nudc
Product: nudC nuclear distribution protein
Exons: 9
Coding region: 119-1120 (333 amino acids)
Biological process (GO): protein folding
Cellular component (GO): cytoplasm
Source: RefSeq, a predicted model, not a curated record